AUGAUUCAAAUCACUAUCAAUAGAGCAAGCAGCUCUUAUGUUCCGUUUAGAUCGUUUAUGAAUUUAACCAUUGCUCGAAUCUCGCACAAGGAGAGACCUAAAGAGUCUAAACAUCAAAAUUCAUCUGGUACGGAAGUAAUCCAAAAUUCAAAGUUGUGCAGGACAGUUAAAACUUCAAGAUUACAACCGGAAACAAUAAUAAAAGCUAAACCUCUUGCCAGAUCAACGUUUCCAACACCAACAUUGCAAACUUCGAUUCUCUUUUCUGAUGGAACGAAGGAGGCCGUGAAUCGUCUAAGAGAACAAUUACGUUAUUACGCAGUAGUAGAAAUCCGGUCGCAAAAGUUCCUAGUUACCAAGAAUGAUCUAGUAAUUACUCAUCGGUUACGGGACGUUAAUGUCGGUGAUGAGCUAAAAUUAAAUCGUGUUCUCGAAUUAGGAUCGAAGGAUUACACUAUCAAGGGACAACCUCUAGUUUCCGAAACAUUCUAUAGUGUUAAAGCCACAGUUAUAGAACAACCAAAGGGACCUUUAAUCAAGAUUAUCAAAAAAAAACGAAGGAAUCGACAUAGGAAACACGUCCUUCAUAAACAGACGUAUACGGUAUUGAGAAUUUCCGAAGUAGAU
Molecule: messenger RNA, 627 nt
Organism: Acaulospora morrowiae
Lineage: Eukaryota; Fungi; Glomeromycota; Glomeromycetes; Diversisporales; Acaulosporaceae
Source: the annotation of a GenBank genome assembly